This is a messenger RNA of Miscanthus lutarioriparius, 1446 nucleotides long. The record is from the annotation of a GenBank genome assembly. NCBI's taxonomy places the organism in Eukaryota, Viridiplantae, Streptophyta, Magnoliopsida, Poales, Poaceae.
AUGGCCAUGUAUACUCCUGCCAGCUUGUUGCUUAUCCUUGUAGUUGUAGCAGCGGAACUCCAUAGUCCUACGUUUGCCUCCCAUGUGGCUUCUAGCUCCUGCAUACCGCACGAGAGGGAGGCCCUGCUGGCCUUCAAGAGAGGCAUCACCAGGGAUCCUUGGGGCUUCCUCGUGUCGUGGCAACGAGGCGGCGAAGACUGCUGUAAGUGGAACGGUGUCGUGUGCAGCAACCACACCGGCCAUGUCCUCAAGCUUCAACUUGGCACCUAUUCACUGGUUGGCCAGAUAAGUCACUCUUUGCUUUCACUGGAGCAUCUAGAGCACCUCGAUCUGAGCGGGAAUAGUCUCAAUGGCUCAUCCGGUGGUCGUAUUCCAGAGUUUUUGGGCUCUAUGAACAGCCUAAAGCAUCUGGACCUGUCUAGUAUACCAUUUUCUGGUAGAGUGCCUUCUCAGCUCGGCAACUUGUCAAACCUGCAAUAUCUUGACCUUUCUUCGUCAACACAAAACAGUUUGCUUCGGUCAACAGAUCUGUCAUGGCUAACACACCUGCAAUUCCUUCAGUAUCUUAACCUCUGUGCAGUAAAUCUCGGCGCAGUUCGUGACUGGGCUCUUGCAGUGAACAUGCUUCCUUCUCUCAAGGUCCUUGAAUUCUCUAGGUGUUCACUUACAAAUGCAAACCAAUCUCUCCCACGCCUUAAUCUUACAAACCUUGAGGUGCUCGAUCUCUCUGGCAACUUACUUGACCAUCCAAUUGCAUCAUGUUGGUUUUGGAACAUAACACAUCUCAAGCACCUAAAUCUUGAAUCCACAGAUUUGUAUGGUCCACUUCCCCUUGCACUAGGAGGCAUACUACCAAACGAGAUGGGGCAAUUGACCAGCUUGAAUUUUCUUGACCUGGGUCAGAAUAGUAUCAGUGGAGUAAUACCAAACUGCAUGGGGCAAUUAACUAGUUUAGCUUAUCUUGAUCUGUCACAGAAUAAUAUCAGUGGAAUGAUGCCAGAUUCAAUGCGGACGUUGACGGGCCUAGUGUAUCUUGACCUCACCUAUAAUAACAUUACUGGACCUCUACCAUCAUUUGUUGGGCUGUUUACCAGCUUAAGUUACAUUGACCUGUCGUACAACCACCUGACUGGACACGUGCCACGUGAGAUUGGCAUGAUCGGAAAUUUGGAAAAUCUAGACCUAACUAGUAACAAUCUGGAUGGCACCAUCACAGAGGAACACUUUGCUAGUCUGAAGAGCCUACGGUGUACCUUUUCAAAGGCCAUGUAUUUGAACAUCUCCAACAAUCAAAUCCACGGAGGGUUGCCAGAAAACAUGGAACGCAUGUCGGUACAACAACUCUAUCUUGGUUCAAACCAAUUAACUGGUGCAAUACCUCCCAUGCCGAUUAGCCUGACCACGUUGGACUUGUCAGGAAACCUUUUAUCAGGACCUUUGCAGUAA